Messenger RNA from Culex quinquefasciatus (southern house mosquito), 1425 nucleotides. RefSeq lists its product as uncharacterized. The coding region runs from base 1 to 1311 and encodes 436 amino acids. NCBI's taxonomy places the organism in Eukaryota, Metazoa, Arthropoda, Insecta, Diptera, Culicidae. The transcript is spliced from 4 exons. Gene Ontology annotation, molecular function: nucleic acid binding; zinc ion binding. The record is from RefSeq and is a predicted model, not a curated record.
AUGAGUGGCACGUGGGAGAUCUCUGACGUAACGCCGUCUGACAAAUCGCUUUUGGAGGUUAGGUACGUCGAGGCGCAAGAGGCGACACAGGGGUCCGGAAAAUCCCAAGAGGCAGAAUGGCUGUCUGGCACGUGGCCGUUGACGCCGUUCGAUGGUACGCUGAUGCCAAACAACCGGAAGUCAGAGUGGAUCCGGUUCCGAGAUCAGUUUAACCGCAUUGUUUCCUGCAAGGCACCGGUGGGACCGUCCACAAAACUGACUGGUUUGAAGAUCUUCGCGGGCGAUUUCCUGCUCAACAUUAUUGAAAUGCAGGAGAAACUGGUUGAUUCGGAGUCAAUUGAUGUUUAUUCGGACACGGUAGAGGCGCUCAACAGGUACUUCAACCAAAUCUGUGAUUCGGCAAAGGAGAGGCUAAAGUUUCGUGAAAUGAAAAUGAGCGAGGGCGAACCGUUCGACGACUGGGUCCUGCGCCUAGAGGCGCAGGCGAAGUACUGUGAUUUCGAGCUGAAACAGAGGAAAGAGGAGUUUUUGCAGGCUCUGACGAGACGCUCCAUCCCGGACAUCGCUGGCAAGCUGUACGAGGCAUCGGACAUGCUGGGGCGCGAUCUGCAAAAGAUCAUUAAUCACGGCAAGCAUCUGGAUGACAUCAGGCGGGAAGCGGCAGAUGCCGCUAAGCAGCUGGACGAGAGAGCUGGCGCAAGCGGAGGCCAACGCCACGAAGAAGAGGGGUUCAAAGCAGUGAACGUGGUGCGUCAAUUCAAGCCGAAGGCGGAACGCGGUCAUUAUUUUUCGGGCGGAUCAACCAAGGGCUUCGCGGUGCCACAGAAGAGGUAUCGCGACUGGCCUCUGAAGCGGGAUGCGUGGGAGAAGAUGUCCGUGGCUAACUGCACAAAGUGCGGUCGGGUGCAUGGGCCAGGACAGUGCGCAGCUUUCCGCGUGAAGUGCUGGAACUGUGGCGUCUGGGGUCACUUUGCCGAGUGUUGCAAGAAUCCCAAAGCCAUGGAGGGGGGUUCGCGCGACCGACGUUACCGACCGGAAUCCGUCAAAGAAGAAGCUGGAAGGAUUAAUCAGUUGCUCGCUCGGAAUCAAGAGUACGAUACCCCGCACGCGGCGAUUGAUCCGCGGUUGGUGAACUGUAUAAUCGCUGAGCUUGAGGAAGGAGGAGAAUCGGAUGAGGAGCAGCUGAGCGGCGGUGAGGGAGCAUCGAAUGUUUCGAAGGGAAACGAUUCCAAGGACGAGCAACCUUUGGCGAAGCGUCGUAACACUAGGGAGAUCAAACGCCCUGAAAGAUAUUUGAAUAAUGUACGUUAGUUAACGAAUCUUUGCGUGGAUUGAUUUGGCAAGAGGCUGAACCAAUAAUAUAAAGUUAAGUAACAGUUUCGUAUUUAUUGAAGGGGAGGAUGUGGCAUUCCAGUUGAGAGUGUA